Messenger RNA from Saccostrea echinata, 808 nucleotides. RefSeq lists its product as uncharacterized. Lineage: Eukaryota; Metazoa; Mollusca; Bivalvia; Ostreida; Ostreidae. Bases 19 to 381 code for a protein of 120 amino acids. The record is from RefSeq and is a predicted model, not a curated record. The transcript has 2 exons.
UGCCGCUCUGAAAAGAUCAUGGGUCUCCUUCAGAGCUGUUUUGCCAGAAAUAACAAAGUGGGUGUCGCAAAAGAAGAGAUGGAGGCGUACGAGAAAGUACGGAAAACAAUGGUCACAGAGGAAGUGACAGAAAAGAAAGGUGGUGUGGCCUUUGAUCUUACAUUUGUCUCAGAGGAAACCCCAAAGAUGCCUCCACCCAAAUUGCUUGAAAACAAAAAGGAGGAUUUUGAGAAAUGGAAAGAGUCUCAAAAGAAGACCCAGGCCCAGAAACAGGAGCGGGCUCAACAGAACAGAGAGGAAGCCCGUAUCCAGAAAGAGAUCGAUGUCGCCCACAAGGAGAUGGAGAGGCUCGAGAAAUACGUCAACCUUACUGCAGAAUAAAUCUAAUCUGAAAUCUUAACAUUUUUUAAAGUUUUUGACCUGGAUAAAUGAUUUUAUAAUUUGUAAUUUUUACGCUGAUUGGAACCAAAGAGGGGACACCCGAGCUUAUUUUUUCAGUGUCGCAGUUUUUGGCUUUUAAUUGAUUCUCUUUCUUCUUUCGGAUUAUUUUUUUUUUUUAUGGAAUUUUCCAAGAUGUGGGCCUCUGAGACAGAUCUGAGGCUAGCAUUGCGGACGGAAUUUAUCUUUAUUCAAAAAUUUUACACGUCUCACGGAACUUUCGGCCCUGAGAAUACCCAUUCCGUCAGUAAUCAGGAAUGGGUAUUACCUUGGAACACCCAUCCCGCCAGUGAUCAGGGGUGGGGGUUCCUUGUCAAAAAAGAUCUAAAUUGUAAAUGAAACAUCCAUUCAGAGGUGUCCAAACGCUCCG